UGUGGGCUUGUGGCUACUGUUAUGCUAGCAGUCAGAACCAUGAUUGUGCUGCUCUUUUGCUGUUCUAUUCAUCAGGCAUUCUGCAGCGGAUGUUUUACCGGUUUUAAUAUGAAACUAGCUGAUGAUCGAGAGACCACUGGGAAUCUGGAACACUGCAGCCUUUGUUGUUACCUGUCCGCUGCUAGUAUUUUGCUUCAAUACAUGUGCAUUGGCUUCUUUAAAUGGAAUCAGCCGGAUGACUCCUUGACCUUUUUUUUUCAAUGCCAGCACUACAGGUGAAGAGCAGCUGUUAGAGAGGAAGCAUCCACAGGCAAGUGAUGCGAUUAUACGCCGGAGAUGCAGAGCAGGGUCGCCGCCGCGAUCAGGUUGAUGAUGGCGCGGGGCCGCAGGGGUCCUCAAGUAGUCGCGCUUCAGCACGGCCGUGUACCGACUCCACCGGUGGCUGCGGUACUCCAUUGUUGGCGUGCCCUGGGGUCGAAGAGCGCACACCCGACGAGCCGUUUGAAGAACGCCGCCGGGGCCUCCUCGUUCGAGAGCAUGUCGUCGAGGUUCCCCGGCGCUGGAGCACGGCGACGUUGUUCACGAGGACCACGUAGCUCGUCAGGAUUCUAUCCUUCCGGUCCCUCUUGCAUGCUCCAACGCAAGAUGGUUCGCCAAGAGGAUCUUCACGCCGGCGUUGAUGGCCAGACGCGGGGUCUCCGUCGUGCCACCGCGGAACGUCACGUACUGGCUCCCCGUGCUGUUGGGCCGAACUGGGCCGAUCCUGCGAGCAGAGGAUCCGGUUCCCUGCAAACCGCAGCAAAAGAAAGAAAAAAAAUCAGGAACCCACCGCGUACAGUCCGAUCCAUGCCAUGUCGCAGCACGACGGCGCCGCCAUGGCCAUGGCGGCGGAUCCCGCCCCCUCCCCGUCUCCUCCUCCUCCACCGCCGGUGGAGUGGCCCGAGGACGGCUUGCUGACGCGGGACUGGGUGGCGGGGCUCACCUCGACGCUAGACUGGUGCUCGCGCCACCUCCCCGCGGACCGGCUCCCGUCCGUGCUCCCGGUGCCGUUCGUCCAGCGACUGGUCCUCGCCGCGGCCGCCAUCCUCCACCGCGAGCCCAACCUCGUCCGCGUCGACCCGCGGCCCGACCAGGCCGUCGUCGUCGUCGGGGACGUCCACGGCCAGCUCCACGACGUCAUCUUCCUGCUCCGGGACGCUGGGUUCCCCUCCGAGGAGCGGCUCUUCGUCUUCAAUGGGGAUUACGUGGAUCGCGGCGCCUGGGGGCUCGAGACUUUCCUCCUACUCCUGGCUUGGAAGGUAUUGCUUCCAAAUCGUGUUUUUCUUCUCAGGGGAAAUCACGAAUCCAAGUAUUGCACGUCAGUGUAUGGCUUCGAACAGGAGCGUCAAUAAUAGCAAGAUGCGUGUACACUGCUCAUGGAGGGAUUUUCCGUGGGAUGAUUGUGUUACCAUCAAAAAGAGCAAAAAAGGGAAAGAAAGGUCGUAAAUACAAGGCAGAUUCCGCUGUUGAUCCGACAUGUAUGAAGCUUGGAUUCUUGGACGAGUUAUUAAAAGCAAGGAGGACUGUUCUUGACCCUCCAUGGGAGGGUGCAAAUUUGAUUCCCGGAGAUGUACUUUGGUCCGACCCUUCCUUGGAGAUGGGCCUUUCACCGAAUAAAGAAAGAGGCAUCGGUUUGCUUUGGGGUCCAGAUAUUACCCAACUGUUUCUACGCACAAAUAAUUUGAAGUUAAUCAUCAGAUCACAUGAAGGUCCAGAUGCAAGAGACAAGCGGCACGAUCUCUUAGGAAUGGAGAAAGGGUACACAAUCGAUCAUGAUGUAGAAUGUGGGAAACUGAUAACUCUGUUCAGUGCUCCAGACUACCCACAAUUUCAGGCUUCAGAGGACCGAUACAACAAUUGUGGAUCAUAUAUUGUCCUUAAUCCGCCUGAUUUUGCUACCCCUGUUUUCCAUAGUUUUGAAGCAGUAAAGCCUCGACCUGCGGCACAUCCGUACUAUGAUUUUGAAGAAGUGAUUGACUCAGAUGAAGAGUUAAACUUAGGUGCCAUGGACAAUGGCUCAUCAAGCAGAUGACACAUCUUCUGCCCUGUAUCAUUGUAUUCGGCAUGCAAACUGUCACCAAGAGUGGAAUGGAAAGUGCCAUCCUGUUUUUGUUGUAAUUGAUGAUAACGUUUCAGAUUUUUGCAUAGCAUUUUGUCAUGUCUGCCAAGCU
This is a messenger RNA of Phragmites australis (common reed), 2210 nucleotides long. Its product is annotated as serine/threonine-protein phosphatase 7-like. The record is from RefSeq and is a predicted model, not a curated record. Gene Ontology annotation, cellular component: nucleus; cytosol. The transcript is spliced from 6 exons. Bases 680 to 2071 code for a protein of 463 amino acids. Gene Ontology annotation, molecular function: protein serine/threonine phosphatase activity. NCBI's taxonomy places the organism in Eukaryota, Viridiplantae, Streptophyta, Magnoliopsida, Poales, Poaceae.